AUGUCCAUCCUAUCGGGCCAUCUCGAACAAAUAUCAUACGCAUGUCAAGGAAUUGACUCAUUACCCUUCCCACCACCAAAAAUCUUCACAAACGCCCUCCUCUCGAACCACGAUAUCACAUCGCUGAUAAGAGACACGGAGGCCCACGAACGAGCCCUCUUUUCCGUCCCACCGCCCCCUCCACCAGCUACUCAAAGUCGUCGCAGCGCCGAACCAGAAUCCAAGACCAAGAGCCGUCGCCAAACAGUGUUCAAUGUCGCAUCGGGCGAGGUAACAACCGGACCUCCAACGCGAGGAUCCACGAACCCUCGCCGACACACCGCAGUGGCCGCCGUCCUAGGCGGCGAAAUGCACUCCCAACUACGACGAGGAGAGAUCGACCGCAAAGGCGAUGUUGAUGUAGAGAUCCUGCUACGAGGAGCAGAGAAACUCUGCGGCGUCUAUGAGCUACCUGGGGCGAGGGACCGGAUCUCCUCACUACGGAACAAGCAUCGCAACGGAAAGAACACAACGGCAUACUACGAGGCCAGGGUGGCAGAACAAGCUGAGCAGCUAGCUGGCAUGAACAAGGGCUGGAUGGACGAAGAUGAGGAUGAAGAUGACGCAGAGGACGAAAGUGAACUUUGGACGGAGGACGAUCUACGGCGAGAAGAAGCAGAGGCGAAGGAGAUGGAAGCUAAGAAGAGAGAGCUUCAGGCACGGUUACGGCAGAUGGAGAAAGACCUCGGAGGACUUAUGAAUAUGUAA
Molecule: messenger RNA, 747 nt
Organism: Pochonia chlamydosporia 170
Lineage: Eukaryota; Fungi; Ascomycota; Sordariomycetes; Hypocreales; Clavicipitaceae
Product: DASH complex subunit Spc34
Exons: 2
Coding region: 1-747 (248 amino acids)
Biological process (GO): attachment of spindle microtubules to kinetochore
Cellular component (GO): spindle microtubule; DASH complex
Source: RefSeq, a predicted model, not a curated record